AUGGGCAUUACGAACGAGGCUCAUUCCAAAAUGAGAAAGAACGGCGAAAGCGACCAGUCUUUCAAGAAUAGGUUCACUGCCGAAAGAACACGGCAAUUUGAUCUUUUGCAGUCAAAAGAGGCUGCCCACCAAAAUGCAGACGGCUGCUCGAAAAGAGCAUGUGAAUUUCUCAAGCCAGGAUAUCAGCUUAAGCCCAGUGAUGGCAGGAGAUUGAACUCUUCGAUUAAAGAACACCAAAGUAUGCUUGGGAAGCUGAAAAGCGCAGUGAAAGCCUUGAAAGAACAUGAUUCUACGCUUUUCCAGUCUAAUGGGCUUAUGUUGAAGCAAGGAGAAGAAUUUGCUCACGACUUCAAUGUAGAGCAGAUCAAGUGCGUCGAGGCUAAGGUGCAAAAGGUAACGCGGGAUACAGAGACACUAGAAGAAAGUAAAGACAGUUUUCGUAGCAUUUUCAGGGGGCUACAUAGAGACCGCAUCAGCGAGGGAAGAAGAAAAAAAGAAAACCGUCGAAAAUCGAAUGCAAGAAAAAAGAAAAGGUUUGAAAACAACGUCCAACGAGUGUAUAGUAUUUGUGUCGGAAACCCGCUAGGUAAUGAUCUCCCGAAAUGUCUUCUGUAUUCUCCUUGCCUUGCCGUCCCUGAAGGGUGCAUCGACGUUGAGAAAGUUUCCGAAUUGCUUUUUGAUCGAGAUGCGGCAUACAUUGCACAGCUCUUGCAAGGAAACCAUUUCAGCAACGCCGCAGGAAGCAGAAUUAUCGCAAACCACAAGCCGGAGGCUAGAGAUAACGUGUACUGCUUCUUGUACCCUGAAGAGUAUGCUAUGACUGAAAACGACGAAAGCGACUCUAGCAGCAGCACGAGCGAUGAGGAAGAGCUUGGCAAUAAUGACAAAGAGGAACAUGAGCAGAGAGACGUUGCACAACACUAA
Molecule: messenger RNA, 924 nt
Organism: Porites evermanni
Lineage: Eukaryota; Metazoa; Cnidaria; Anthozoa; Scleractinia; Poritidae
Source: the annotation of a GenBank genome assembly